ACGUAACAUACGGAUAAUCGCCCGCACCCUGCGCUGUCAUCGUUUUGAUGUGUACAUUUUGUGUUUUGUGUAUCGCUUUGUCUGAUUGUAAUAUUAUAAAAUGGAAUUAGAAGAUAAUGAAUGGACGUUUAUACAGCCAGAAGUUAUUAUAAAGGUAGAAGAAGGAGAAGUAGAGAAAUUAGAAGACUUAGAAAAUACAUCUGCCUCAGGAACGUCAUCUAAUGAUGAUUCCACAGAGUCAAGUGAUUCUGAUUCACAAUUGAAUAAUGAUAAAAAAGAUGUAAAAAAAAAGAAGAGAAAGAAAUUAUUGAAAAGAGGUGAAACCUUUAAAUCUUUUGAGGAUUUAGAAGCUCGACGAAGAGAGGUGGAGAAGGUAUCACACUGUUUUUUUUAUCGUCGCAGUUCCCAUGGAAUAGAUAGCAAGAAGGCGAAAAGGUUAAAAAAAAAUUUUCAUCCAAGACUAAAGUAUUAUACCAUCAAAUAUGCUUGUGAUUCAGGCGGAAAAAAUUUUAAGACACAGUCAACAGGAAAAAGGAGAUCGGGUACAGCACAAAAAGGUUGCAAGGCCUCAUUCGUAGUGACUGCAACAAAAAAUGGAAAAGCUUUAGAAGUGAGAGAAGUUAACUUAAAACAUAAUCAUGAGUGUUCUGAGGAUGUGCACAAUCAUAAGCCUAGGUCAAGGCGUUUAAGCAAAGACGAUGAAUUGGAAAUUUCUCAUCUAUUAAACUUUAGCUCUGAUAAGAAGGAGAUAAAAGAAUACUAUCAGAAAAAGACAGGGAAAGUGAUUUUAAUGAAGGAUAUUAUAAAUCUUGCUGCGAAGCUAAAUAAGAGCACGAAAAAUAAAUCUGACAAAGCGAUCGAUGAAUUAAAGAAAACAUGAAAAUGAAGCAAAUAUUUUGGAAAACCAAAUGAUAUAAACAAUGGCGCAAAAUAAGGGAAAACUUUUUUCGCAGAUCCUUUAAUCUAAUGGAUUCCAAAUACAAAUUGUUAAGAACGAAACACUGUCUUACUCAUAAGGAAAGAAAUUUAACUACCACAUCUCCGGUUACAAAAUCCGCGAUAGGAUCCCGAUACAAAUAAUUUUGAAUCACUAAAUAUAACAUUUGGUACUUAUAUUCCUUUUUUUAAUAGUAAUAAGAUGUUUAUGUUCAGAAAAAUUAGUGUGAUAUUUUUUUCUUUAUUAUGGCAUGAGUUAAACCAGUUGAAAGAGGUUAGAAAAAUAAACUUUUACCAAAAUCGAAGGUCAAAAGAAGCGAAUAAAAAAAUUUUUAUGUAAAAAUUAAUAAAUUAUUCCUAAAUACGAAAA
Belonocnema kinseyi is the source of this 1306-nucleotide messenger RNA. RefSeq lists its product as uncharacterized. The transcript is spliced from 4 exons. The coding region runs from base 101 to 880 and encodes 259 amino acids. NCBI's taxonomy places the organism in Eukaryota, Metazoa, Arthropoda, Insecta, Hymenoptera, Cynipidae. The record is from RefSeq and is a predicted model, not a curated record.